Messenger RNA from Pecten maximus, 4139 nucleotides. Its product is annotated as tetratricopeptide repeat protein 39C-like. Gene Ontology annotation, biological process: cilium assembly. The record is from RefSeq and is a predicted model, not a curated record. The transcript is spliced from 15 exons. Bases 261 to 2024 code for a protein of 587 amino acids. Lineage: Eukaryota; Metazoa; Mollusca; Bivalvia; Pectinida; Pectinidae. Gene Ontology annotation, molecular function: protein binding.
CAAUUAGUUAAUCCUAAAUAUGAUAUUCGUUAAAAUAUCUUUUAUUUUUGAAUUUAUAUAAUUACUUCUUUCAACUGUAAUUGGUAUUAUGUUGAUCGCUACUGAGUCACGAUCAAUAUUUUAUGGAUAAACGCAGAUUGCGAAAUGAUCACCGGAAGUGCGGUCUCUUGGGUUACCCUCACAAACAAGAUGGAUACGUACAGUAUUUGACAGGAGAUCUGCCUACCCAGUAACAUUCUUACUGAAACCCUACACAUAAAAUGGCAGCGAAAACCGUCAUUGCAGAUAUGGAUAGCAAUGGGAGCGACGAGACGGUUGGGCAGGACGAAGCGGAGAUGGCCUUGACCGGAAUGCACAUGUUACUUAAUAAUGGGUUCGACGAAGCACAAGCACUGUUCGAACGAUACAAAAGCGAGAGUGCACUGAUGCAUGCUGGGUACAGUUUUGUUUACUUCAUGCAAGCAUUGAUGUCAUUUGAAGAGGAUAGAAUUGAUGAGGCAGUGAAAGUGCUACAGGAAACUGAGAAAGCUUGUGACACAGACGCAGGACUCUUCAAAUCACUGAGGAAAAAACUCAGGUCCAAGAAAAAGAAAGAGUCGGACCAGCAAGUUAGCGUGGAGGAGCGUAUCCAGCGUCAGGUUGUGGUGGCAGACUCACUACUCUACCAGUCGAUCCUAAUAAUGACGAGCCAGGAUAUCCCGGGAUACAUGAAAGGGGGCUGGCAUUUACGAAAAGCCUGGAAAAUAUACGAGAAACUACAUAAGGAAGUGGUCAGUCUACAGGACAAGCAAGCUAAACUCAAACAGAGCCGAUCCAAAAAUAGUCUUCCUUCCAAUAAUGUGAACCCUGCUCAAGAGGGUGCGUAUGAUGACAAUGAAAAUGAACUCCCGGAGGAGGUUUUGACUCGUCUAUUGGGGGCAGUGAACUUUGGUUUUGGAACAUUUCAAUUGUGUAUAUCCAUGGUCCCACCUAAAAUUCUAAAACUGAUAGAGUUUCUGGGAUUCGAGGGUGACCGUGUUGCAGGGCUAGCAGCCUUGGAUUAUACUAGUCGCAGCAAGGACAUGAAGGCUCCCCUAGCAACACUCGGGUUGCUAUGGUAUCACACUGUGUUAAGACCAUUUUUUGCGUUGGACGGAGCUAAUGACUGCAGUGCUGGCACAGCAGAUGCUGAACACAUCAUUGACAGUAAGGAGCAUGAGUUUGAGCAUUCCUCCCUGUUUUUGUUCUUCAGAGGACGUAUUUGUAAACUACGGCGUAAGUCAGAUGAUGCCUUGACAGUGUAUACUCAGGCGUUGGAAGCAGCUGCUGGUCAGAGAGAGAUAGAGCUCAUGUGUCAGUACGAAAUCGGUUGGUGUAAUUUGAUGAAGCUCAACUACAGAGAAUGUCUCAACAACUUUAAACGGCUGAAGGAUGAAACCAAAUGGUCCAAAUGUUACUACACAUACCUUAUGGGAGUAUGUCUGGGUGCUAUGGGAGAUUUACCGGCUGCCGAGGAGACACUAAGGAAGGUCCCAGGACUCCUUAAAAAGAAGAACCACCAGAUAGAGGCAUUUGUGAGUCGAAGGGCAGAGAAAAUCAAAAAGAUGACACUGACCCAAGAGUACUGCCGACUUCUGACAUUAGAACUUGUCUUCCUGUGGCAUGCUCUGCCUACCUGUACACCAGACGAACUUCAACCCUACCUCACAGUGUGUGACAUGCAGACCGACAUCAAGUCCUUCCACCUCAAAUGUCUCCUGGAGGGAUCAGUGUUUAAGGAGCUUGGUGAAGAGGAACUGGCAAUUCAGUGUUUGGAGGAGUCACUAGCCAGGCACCAAGGAAUGAAGGAUGACCACCAUAUAGCAGCAUUUGCCAACUAUGAAUUGGCCUCAAUAUACAUAAAGAAACCACAGACGGUGGGGAAAGCCAAAUCAUUACUCCAAUCCAUUAAGGACACAUACAAGGACUACGACUUUGAGAACCGCUUGACCGUGAGGAUCAAUAAUGCGUUAAGACAGCUGAAGGAAAAUGGACCUGUGGCCUGAAUGAUAAACUCGUGUUUUUUUCGAGGAUUUUCUGUACACUUCCUUCCAUACUUUUUACUUCUCCGAUCGUGGGGUUAAAUACAUUGGUUUGAUAGGUGAGAGAUUGUUAAACAAUAUCAUCAUAACCUCAUACGUUGAAUCAGUUUUGUAUGUGAUAACAGCUGAUUAUUUAUCUAUGCCCCGAGGGCUGUAUGACUUUGGUAUGAUGAUGAUACAUUACAGAAAGAAUUAAACAAACUUUCUAAACAUUCUCCCCUGAUCUCAGUACUUUAUGAAUUUGAUUCUGAAGGGGAGCAGGAUAGAUCUCAUUCCCUUAAUUAUCAGAAUUACUGACAGGUUGGAUAUCAAGUGGAUGGAAUCUACCAUGGAAGGAGUUUUAUAAAUUGAUACCAGAAGGUUUCUCUGUUUUGAUUUUAUUAACUACAAUGAUGAUUUAUGAGCUAAAAUUGUAAAAGGUUGCUACCUAAUUAUAAUAUUAUUUUAGACUGUUGCUUGUUUUUGUUUAGGAAUACUCAUUUAAUCUUUGUAUUUUAUGAAAAUUGAAAGAGGAAAAAAGGAUAUAUGCUACCUCACUGUAAUAUACAUCUUUUUUGUCAAACAGCUGUACAAUUAUUAUAGAGAACAGUAACUCUGAAUUAAAAUGAUAAACAAAAAAUUUUCAAGGGAGGUAAUUAUGACAAAAGGCAUGAAUGAAUUAAAAUGAUAAACAUGUUUUUUCAACGGCGGUAAUUAUGACAAAAACAUGAAUUAAAAUGAUAAACUAAUUCUUUCAAGGGAGAUAAUUCUGAAAAAACCUCAUGAACUAAAGUAAUAAAAUAAUUCUUUCAAGGGAGGUAAUUCUAACAAAAAGCACAGGUGUAAUGUUAGGUAGCAUAUAGCCUUGAGUGACAAAUUAUCUAUGAGGUGGUGUACAGGUGGUGUAAUCUAUUUAAAUUGAACCUGUGUAAUUGAGAAACCUUAACACCAUAUCUGUCUAAUCUGACAUUUAAACCUGAUGUUGUUUACCUUUAGAUAGAUUUCACUAAUUGUGUGUUUCUCCCACCAACCUGAAUUUCCUUUGCUUUAAUUUUAAAAUAACCUUGUUAUGACACCCUAGCCUGUAUUUUUUUUCUAAAUGUAACUUACCUGCAUGCUGGACAUUUUUUUGUUUGUAAUAUCUUUUUUUUUAUAUUCUUUCAUCAACAUUAUUUAUGAUAAGAUGCAAUUGUUAUUUUUAUGAAUUUGUUUUAGUAGUUUAGAUAUAAAAAAAUCACAGUAUUGUCAAAUGAUGAAAAUGCCUUUAUUGUUGGUAAAGUAAGAGAGAUUUUGAUUGAUUAUAAUCAUUAACAUAUCACCAAUGGGAUCCAUUGUUACAUAUAAUAAAAUAUAUCAGGUCAUUUAACAUGACCUUUGACCCAUAUUAUUGGAAUGCAUUAUCAUACUCCACAUUUAGGUUGUCUACCUGGAGCGUCUGCAGGCUGACAAUUAUUUCAUGAUAAAGAAUUUAAAUUUGAACAUGUCCAUCGAUAGAUGUUGGACCAACUCUGGUAACUUACGGAUCCGCUGGAUGCCAACAAAUGAGCAAAGGGUAGUGAUGUAACGAAUGACAACAGUGUGGAUCGGGGGUCGUGUCCACUACAAUAUUUACUGUGAUGUAUCGGAUGACAAUAAUGUAGAACAGGGGUCGAGUCCACUACAAUAUUUACCCUGUAAUCAAAUCAUGUCUAGUAAUAAGCCCACCCAUAGCCAUGUAGCUGUUAAAAAUAACUACCACCAAAUGUAAUACCACCAAAUGUAAUAUCAUUGCCUUGUUAUAUCAUAUGACCACUUCACUUCGAGUAUUUAUUGGUCCCUGGUCACCUGGUAUAAGGUCAAAUGUUAUGUAUUGACCCAGGUCACCUUGUAUAAGAUCAAAGGUUAUAAAUUGGCCCCCAGGUCACCUGGUAUAAGGUCAAAGGCUAUAAAUUGGCCCCCAGGUCACCUGGUAUAAGGUUAAAGAUCAAUUGUAUUGGCCCCCUAGGCUGUAGGGUAAAUAUACAUGUGUUAUAUACAUGUCUGAAGUGGUUGAUGUGCUGACACUUGUUCCUGUCAGGAGGUUGUCCUGGCUCUGAAGAGUUCUUUGGUUCACUCAUACAG